Messenger RNA from Hydatigera taeniaeformis, 354 nucleotides. The record is from the annotation of a GenBank genome assembly. Lineage: Eukaryota; Metazoa; Platyhelminthes; Cestoda; Cyclophyllidea; Taeniidae.
AUGGUAUCUCUUCUUACAGCCUGGCUCCAGAAAGCCUAUCAGCGCCAAUGGCUUCAACAGUUGCGAUGUCAUGAUCUCUACCUCGCAGCCAAUGGCUCUACUGGCACUCCUCAAAGCAGUUCCCUUAUUCGAGCACCACAACUCUCUAGCCUCCUGACUGUGGCUCGUGGUGAAUCUACUGCAUCGCGUGAGCGUGGCAUCGCUGGACCGCAGUCCAAUGUGUCGGCAGAGGUGUUCUGGCGUCGAUGUGAACGUCUGGGACGCCGCAUCAAUGACGGCGAAGUACCGUGCACUUGGCGUUGGUCAGGCUAUCACUUUGGGGUGGAUUUACUUUUCAAGUAUCGGCGCAGGUGA